GACCAACACAAAACAGAAGACUCACUGAGUUACCGUCUACUAUCUAUUGCCCUACAACCAGAUGUCAUUUUGUACCACCUUUCGGUUUCUAAUUUUGGACUGGGCGUUAUGAUACAACGAUCACGUUCAUACCCGAAAUCAAACGUCCCUGUGCCUCAUUGUGCAGGAAGUACUCCCACCAUCAGCAUAAAUGUAUUACUGGUGGAAUUUAUUCGGCCAGAAAUGUCUUCCUCUACCCAGGACCUCUUACCACAAAUCAACCUAGGAAACACGUUUGGCGCACUUCUUAUUGGGGUCGUCCUUUCAGCAGUUCUGUUUGGUGUGACCAACGUUCAAACCUUUAUCUACUUCCAGACACACAAAGACACGGGGAUGUCAUUUUUUAAGCUGAUUGUUAUCUGGCUUUGGAUACUUGAUGCUCUACAUCUGGCACUGGUUGUACAUUGCGUCUAUUAUUAUUUAGUGACCAACUACGCGAACUUCAAUGCGCUCACAGAGAUCGUGUGGAGCUUGAAACUUCAGCUAAUAGUCGAUGUUCUCAUCGUUCCUACGGUACAUCUUUCGUAUGUUUAUCGCAUAUGGAUAGUCAGCAAGGGCCGAUCGAGAGUUCUCCCGGCUAUAAUAAUGUGCAUAGUCGUGGUUCUAUCAGGAGGUGUUGCCGUCCCUGUCGUGUUAGUGCAAUAUCGGUGCCGCUUGUUCCAGGAUGUGGUUACAACCGAGUGGGCGACAUACUUGACUUUGGGCGCGGUUACUUUUGAUGACAUCCUCAUUGCAUCAUCACUAUGUUAUCUCCUCGCUACUUCCCGUACUGGAUUCUCUAGUACCGAUUCUUUCUUAACAAAGCUCUUGGGUUAUAUAAUUAGUACAGGCUGUCUGACGAGUAUAUGUUCAAUAAUAGCUGUAAUCGCUUGUGCGGUGAUGCCGAGGAACUUCAUCUUUCUCAGUAUUGAAUUUUUAGUGACUAAAUUAUACGUGAACUCAUUCAUGGCACUUAUGAACGCACGAUACUACCUGCAGGCUGGCGCAGAUAGUGCGGGUUCUCCCAAAUUUCGUGCUGGCCAUAACGUUUUCCACCCUGAGUUACGCAUUGAGACGUCGCAAGACGAGAAGCUUCAAAUAUCGCGGACAGAUGUGUCUGACGAUGUAGUGCUCCAUACUACUCGACCUAUUCAAGCUGUCAAAUUGCCAACGACGGGGACGAUGCAAAUGCAGUCUUUCUCGUUGGCGUGAUGGACUUACAGUGGGCAUGGAUUAUUAUUUGUGCGUUUCCUCGCGAGAAGCGCUCACAAAUAACUUAUGGGUUUGUAGUAAAUCAUCACUACCCACCAUGUUUACGGAAGUACCUCGAUUGCUGGCUGUGAAACAUCAAUUUUCUUGCAC
Suillus fuscotomentosus is the source of this 1380-nucleotide messenger RNA. RefSeq lists its product as uncharacterized. The coding region runs from base 109 to 1230 and encodes 373 amino acids. The transcript has 19 exons. The record is from RefSeq and is a predicted model, not a curated record. Lineage: Eukaryota; Fungi; Basidiomycota; Agaricomycetes; Boletales; Suillaceae.